Messenger RNA from Engraulis encrasicolus (European anchovy), 4236 nucleotides. It is a transcript of the gene mfsd6b, whose product is annotated as major facilitator superfamily domain containing 6b. NCBI's taxonomy places the organism in Eukaryota, Metazoa, Chordata, Actinopteri, Clupeiformes, Engraulidae. Gene Ontology annotation, cellular component: plasma membrane. Bases 202 to 2886 code for a protein of 894 amino acids. Gene Ontology annotation, biological process: antigen processing and presentation of exogenous peptide antigen via MHC class I. The record is from RefSeq and is a predicted model, not a curated record. The transcript has 7 exons.
UCAACCACACGCUUGCUGUGUGACUUGGUCGUACAAGAUUCCUCUGGUAUUUUAUCCUCUAAAAUAUCCUCAAUGGAAAUCAGAAGAGGAGCAUCGCACGAAUUCAAAUGAUGUUGUUAGGAUAUGUUUGGAUAGAUCUUGCCAUAUUAUCCGCCAGAACCAGGCGGUGAAGACUCCAAACUCGAAAACAAAUAUCUGGUGAUGGAGAGCGACCGCAUUGCCAUCCUGAACGAGGAUGAGGAGGACCAGAAGAGGAAGUAUAUCCUCUCCGAGCCCUUCAACACCCUGUGCACGGAGCACGGAACCUCCAACUCCUCCCUCUCUGGUGGCGGCCCCUCUCCCUCCACCAACGCCACCCCCUCCUCCUCCGGGGUUGUCUCGGCCUCCCAGUCAGCCCAGAGCGUGGACUGCCUGGAACGAGGCUGCCUUCUGCCCAUCAUCACCAACCACCUCCUGGUGUCCAAGGUCUUCUACUUCGUCUUCUACGCCGCCUACGGCUCCUUGCACCCGCUGCUGGCCAUCUACUACAAGCAGCUGGGCAUGACGGCCAGCCAGAGCGGCCUGUUGGUGGGCAUCCGCUACUUCAUAGAGUUUGGCAGCGCCCCCUUCUGGGGCCUCAUGGCCGACCGCUUCAAGAAGGGCAAGGUCAUGCUGCUGUUCUCCGUCUUCUGCUGGGUGGUGUUCAACUGCGGCAUCGGGUUCAUCAAGCCGGCAGCCAUGACCUGCGUGGAGAAGGCGCCGCCUGCCAACGUUGUUCCUCCUCCUCCUGUUGUGAACGGCAGUCACCAUCCCUACAACCCCCAACACACCCCUCACCCUGCGGUGAAUCGCACCCGAAACCGCAGAUCCACAUUUCAGAGUUUGAUCCCUGACCUUGAACUAAUGGUGGACAUGGAGCCAGGUUAUAGUGUUGAACAGAGACACAUUAGGAGUGUGGAUGUCAAUAUGUCUGACCGGUUAGCCAUUGCUGCUCAAGUGUCAACCCCAAUGCCUAUUGUGCCCAGUGUUACCACCACCAUAACCACCACAACCACAGCUACCACAACACCUUCCACUACCUCACAAGCUAUAAAACCAAACACCACCUUGAUGAUGACCACCUCCUCCACCACCACAGUCAAGCCCAAGGAGUACAAGAUUGUCUACAACCACGACCAGGUGAAAACCAUCUUCCUCUUGAUCCUGCUGGUCAUCAUCAUCGGCGAGUUCUUCAGCGUGCCGGCGGUCACCAUCGUGGACACGGUGACCCUGCAGUACCUGGGCAAGCACCGCGAUCGCUACGGCCUGCAGCGCAUGUGGGGCUCUCUGGGCUGGGGCCUGGCCAUGUUGUCCAUUGGCAUCUGGAUAGACCACACGUCCAUCACGCUGAUCAUCGAGGGCUGCGCGCUGCGUGGGUACAAGAACUACCGGAUCGCGUUUAUCGUCUUCGGUGUCCUGAUGACCCUGGCUCUGGUGGUGGCCACGCAGUUCUACUUCGAUGACCAUGAAUAUCGGCCCAGCGGCGCAGGCGCAGGAAGUAGUGGCGGUGAUGGGGAUGAGAAGGAGAGCGACGUCGAGAUACCGCACGUGGUCCAGAACAUCUCGAGUCCCGAGAGCAGUUCGGAGGAGGCUCCAGUGUGUCCCGAGAGUGCCUACCAACCCUUGCCCAUCAAGGAGCUCUUCGGCCUGCUGUGUGGGAUCCGGUACGGCUCGGUGCUCUUCGUGGCCUGGUUCAUGGGCUUCGGUUACGGGUUCGUGUUCAGUUUCCUCUUUUGGCACUUGGAGGACCUGAAAGGGACCACUACGCUGUUUGGGAUCUGUUCAGUGCUCAGCCACGUGUCGGAGCUGGCAGCCUACUUCACCAGCCACAAGCUGAUUGAGCUGGUGGGACACAUCAGAGUGCUUUACAUCGGAUUGGCCUGCAACACGGCCCGCUACCUGUACAUCUCCUACCUGGAGAACGCCUGGAUAGUACUACCCAUGGAGGUCCUUCAAGGUAUGACGCAUGCGUCUGUGUGGGCGGCCUGCAUCUCCUUCCUGAGUGGGGCGGUUCCCCCCGCGCUACGUACCUCUGCCCAGGGCAUCCUGCAGGGCCUCCACCUGGGGCUGGGACGUGGCUGUGGAGCCAUGAUCGGGGGCGUCCUCGUCCACUACUUUGGUGCUGCAGUGACGUUCCGUGGGAUUGGAAUGGCCUCCCUCGUUAUCCUGCUCCUCUUCGCUCUGAUUCAGGCCCUGGUCGGACAGAAUGAGGACAAGAGAGAGGACCAGAUCCUGGCUGACAACAUCCCGGUGCCGUCCAGCCCUGUCCCCAUCGCCACCAUAGACCUGGUACCCAACCAGGCCACCUCAUCCUCUUCCUCUUCCUCCUCCAGCCGCACUGGCACCAGAACCUCCACCACCAGGGCGGCGACAGCAGCCACAGACUCCAAGCCCCCGCCCAAGAAGACAAAGCACCAGGAGGAGCAGGAGGACGUGGGCAAGCCGGCCUGGGUGGUGUCCACGUCCCCCUGGGUCACGCUGGCCUUUGCCAUCUGCCAGCUGAAGGAGAUGGUGGCCCUGGAGAAGAGCCGCCCAGACCAGCAGGCUGACCAACAGCAGCAGCAGGACGCAAAUGAAUCAACUUCACCUCCUCCUCCACCCCAAGACACACCAUCCCAGCCCCACAUGGAAGGUGUGCCCACACCGGAGCGGGCCCCCACAUCCACCACCACCACCCAUGCAGGUCAGGGGGCUGCAGAGGGCAGCAGACCACUCCCCAGUCUCCCAGAGCCCCCAGAGAAGCCUCCACGCUCCACAAACAACUGUGAGGUUGCGGGGCACCCCAAGUUCUCCACACCCAUUGCCCCAGCUUCAGUUGAUGAAGUGCAGCACGCAGCAUCACCCCAGAGUCCAUCUGGAGAUCAGUAGCAAGAGGAUAUGCUACCAGAGCUGGUUUUACCAAUAAGCAUAGGUAGUUGCCUAAGGCUCCACCAAAUUUGCCCAUUGCAGGGGGCACCCAACAUUCAGCCCCGCCCAUGGUAAAUACCAGCGGAAGUCAUUCAAAAGGGCCCCAUGUCUACAUUUUGCCUAGGGUCCCCAGAUGGGUAGAACCGCUGCUGCCUGCUAACUGUCCAGGGCAUCAGGACUCUUUCCUGUGUGUAUGGAGAGUGGGAAGAUGAUUUGAGGAUGCCUGACCUAAAGGAAGGAGUAAUAAUGGCUGAAUAGGCCAAAGGACAAAACUGAAGGAUAUGUAUGUCUUGGACAAACUUCAUAUCUUAAGAGUGACUGACAAGACGUGUCUUACGAUCUUUUGGGGACAUUUUGGUGGCCUGUUCCCAUUAUCGCUACACAAAAAAGACCAAGUAGUUUCUUUCACAUCUAUUCCACUAGUUUUUUUGAAGUAAAACAGUAAUGAUGGGCAUAAGAUGAUCAAUAAUAUAAAUAAUGCCCCCCCCUCCCCCGAGAAAUAAUGGCUGACUAUGAAAUGACUGAAGGACCUAUGCGUAUAUGCAUCUUCUUCCUUUGUUUACAUUAGUACUCACUGUAGCUGUCUUCCCGUUUCCUUUUUGUGUUCUGCCUCAUACUGCCGUUAGACCUUUUGCCUUCAAUUACUAAAGUAUGUGCCUGUCUGCUUCGUAAUGCUCAAUGUCGGAGCUGAAUGAAAAAAAAUAGCAGAGGUGGACAAGCCUGGGAAAAGGUAAAAGUUCUGCCAUGCUGUCAUUCUGGUGGUGCUGCAGUGCCACCACAGGUCAUUUCACCUGCUGGUUUAUCUAGCCAGGGAGCUGGAUGGGUGAAUUGGCAGGGAAGUAAAUGUGGCAUGGCUUUUAUUUCCUCAACCCAGGAUGUCCACCUCAGUGGAAAAAAGCUCUUGGGGUACAAAUGAAUGACUUCCUCUAGUACAGUGGUUCUCAAGCUUUCUUGAACAAACACCCCCUUGACCUCAGCAUAGCCCUGCCCAAUGCCCCUUCACCUCAUCAUGAGCCUGCCAAUGCCUCCCGUUUGCAUUAAAAUUAUAUGUAGACUAAUUGCAAUUGAGCGCCCCCAUCUCAGGGCUCCCUAACUCCAUGGGAGGAGAGGCAGCACCAAGGCGCGAGGACGGCAGGUGAAGGACACGACCAAGGGAAUGAUAUUGAAAUUAACCCUUGGAGUGUGUUCCAAGGAGAUUCGCUGGAGGUGAGCUCCACUUACUGACCAGCGUUGGAGGGUUCUUGUUUGUAUUGACUUUUUCUGACCGUGAGGGCUAUUUUGAAGCACAGUGUGAAUGUUGUCUGGUAUGUU